AAAACGAAGAAAAUUUCAGAAAAUAAAGGCGUCACCAUUUCGUCGACUGUGGCUAAGCGAAGGCCAGCUCCGCAAAUAACGGUAGCGAGUGCCCCUCAAGUAUUGUCACCUAAACGAUUUUGUCAGACUUCACUUGUAACGACCGGCAUUACAAAUCAUCAAAUAAUCGCUGGAACACCUGUUCAACAACAAGUUUUUGAUACCCAAAAUUUACUUCGUAAUCAAGCUACUGCUGGAUUAAUACAAUCAAUACCAGCAAAUCACCAUCAACAUCACGCUGCUUUGCAACAGCUGAUAGCAAAUAACAAGAGCUCGCUGCCGUUUUUGCACCAACAACCAACGCAGAUUCAGUUGCAACAUACAACAAGCAAUCUAGUACAACCAGUAACACAAAUAUUAACUACAACCGCCUCUUCAAUUAAUAACCAUACAAUCUUAAACAAUAAUAACACAACAUCCAACCAAAACGAGCUUACUAUUGCUGUUUCCUCAAGUAAUCCACAAUCAAAUUUAAAUUACGGCAACAACAAAAAACAAGGCUCAUCAACAGAAAAUUUGGACUCUGCUAACAGCAAUAAUAUCAAUACAGACAUUCAUUCACAGACCGCAAAUCCAUCAAACAACAUGGACAAUCCAAUGGGGCAAAUAGCACCAAUUGCUCCAAUAACUUUGUCUCAAAGCAUGGACUCAGUGAACACAAACAGCAAUGAAGAAGAGGUGCGUACAUUGUUUGUCAGUGGAUUACCAAUGGAUGCAAAACCACGAGAACUAUAUCUUUUAUUUAGAGCUUACGAAGGUUAUGAAGGAUCCUUGUUAAAAGUUACAAGCAAAAAUGGAAAAACUGCUUCGCCCGUUGGAUUUGUUACUUUUCAAACACGUGCCGGAGCUGAGGCAGCUAAACAGGAUUUACAGCAAGGGGUGCGCUUUGAUCCUGACAUGCCUCAGACUAUAAGAUUAGAGUUUGCUAAAAGUAAUACCAAGGUUAGCAAACCAAAACCUCAGCCUAAUACAACGACUACAGGCACUCAUCCUGCAUUGAUGCACCCACUUACCGCUGGGCACUUAGGAACACCAUUUUUCCCAGGUGGUCCAGAAUUAUGGCACCAUCAGCUAGCCUAUAGUGCAGCAGCAGCCGCUGAAUUACCAAGUGCAGCAGCCUUACAACAUGCCACGUUAGUGCACCCUCUUCAUCCUCAAGUACCCGUACGAUCAUACCUUUGACUAAAUUCAGACAAGUUCACAGAACAGUCGUUACAUCAGGAAUGCAGAAAUAGAGUCGAGAACAGGACAACCUAAUUUUGAAAAUUUGAAAUACCAAGAUCAUCAGAUUGAUUCAAGCUCUUCAUUGAAAACAACUUGACCUAUGAACAGACAAUAUCAACGAACCAUUUU
Culicoides brevitarsis is the source of this 1392-nucleotide messenger RNA. It is a transcript of the gene cpo, whose product is annotated as protein couch potato. Lineage: Eukaryota; Metazoa; Arthropoda; Insecta; Diptera; Ceratopogonidae. The annotation marks the transcript as partial. The record is from RefSeq and is a predicted model, not a curated record. Gene Ontology annotation, molecular function: mRNA binding. The transcript is spliced from 7 exons.